Molecule: messenger RNA, 1007 nt
Organism: Ectocarpus sp. CCAP 1310/34
Lineage: Eukaryota; Phaeophyceae; Ectocarpales; Ectocarpaceae
Source: the annotation of a GenBank genome assembly
GUCUGCGCGUCCGGUAUGAAGUCGGUGAUGCUGGCAGCUCAGAGCCUCUCGCUGGGCCACCGAGGGGUGAUGGUUGCGGGAGGUUUCGAGAGCAUGUCGAACGUGCCGUACUACCUUCCCCAGGCGAGGAGCGGUCUUCGCCUCGGGAACGGUACCGUCGUCGACGGUAUCAUCCAUGACGGGCUGUGGGACGUGUACAACGACCACCACAUGGGCAUCUGCGCCGAGAAGUGCUCGUCUGCCUACGGCAUCAGCAGAGAGGCCCAGGAUGAGCACGCCACUAAGAGCUACCAGCGGGCGGCCUUGGCGUGGAAGAAGGGACACUUCGACGAGGAGACGACGCCUGUGGAAAUCCCAUCUCGGAGAGGCUCGCCGACGACUAUCACCAAGGACGAGGAGUACACAGAUGUGAGAACCUGAGGACACAACCCUAUCGAUUUAUUUUAUUAGUAUCCUACCAACACGUCGGGGGACUGUUGCAAACGCGGUUUAACCUCUCCUUGUCUUGCCGUCAGUGUUCACCUUCUCGCGUGUUGAGGAGCACUGGCCAACUCUUUUCCGUCGACGUCUGUUCCCGCAACGUGUAUGCACGUAUAUCAAUCGGAAACAGAUCGACCUCGGUAAACUGAAAAGCUUGCGGCCUGCGUUUCAGCGAGAAGAGGGCACAGUGACUGCCGCCAAUGCUAGCAGCCUCAACGACGGGGCGGCCGCGCUUGUGCUCAUGAGCGCCGCAAGGUGUGAUUGUGCUAGCCUUUCGAAACCCGUCGCUGGCUGCAUCGCUCUAUACCCCCCCACCCCAACAUUCAUCAGUAUUCAUACAGGAAACGAUGGCACUUGUUGAACAAAACGCGAUGGAAAACAUGUGACGGUCCUCAAACGUUCAUUCACGAACGACAAAUUGCUUCUCAAUCGUGGCCAAGAUGCGUGGUGGUUGGUGUAGACUGUUCAGGCGAAGAUGAAGCAGGCACCCUCCCAAAAACAACGCAGCGGUCGCUCGGAUUUCGGUG